This is a messenger RNA of Athene cunicularia (burrowing owl), 584 nucleotides long. RefSeq names its product profilin 3 (gene PFN3). Gene Ontology annotation, molecular function: actin binding. The transcript has 3 exons. NCBI's taxonomy places the organism in Eukaryota, Metazoa, Chordata, Aves, Strigiformes, Strigidae. Gene Ontology annotation, biological process: regulation of actin filament polymerization; actin cytoskeleton organization; positive regulation of actin filament bundle assembly. The record is from RefSeq and is a predicted model, not a curated record. Gene Ontology annotation, cellular component: cytoplasm.
AUGGAAGCAAAGUCCAUGGGCCAUAAAAAGCUAUUGGCAGCAGAAUACAAACAAGUUUACACAAGAAACACUUUCCUGGCAAGAAAAGUACUGGUGGACACCAACCUGGCAGACAGAAACACUGAAGAUGUGGCUGUCAUGGGUCUCUCUGACAGGCGCGUGUGGGCGGCCAAGCCAGGAGGGCUCCUCGCAGCCAUCUCGCCUCAAGAAGUGGGCUUGAUCAGAGGCCAGGAUCAGAAAAUGUUCCUCCUAACAGGAAUCACCAUAGCUGGCAAAAAGUGCAGUGUGAUUCGUGACAACCUGCUGGUGGACGAUGACAAUGUGAUGGAUAUCAGAAGCAAAGGCAGUGAUAGCACAUCCAUCUGUAUCAGCAGAACCCCAAAACCCUGAUGGCCUAAACUAUCACACCUGACCUUCCUCAUGGGCGAGAAGGGGGUCCAUGGAGGAGCCCUCAGCCAAAGAGUCCAUGAUAUGGUUGUGGGCAUGAAAGCAUGAAGCAGUGCCAAAGAGACAGACAUCUGCAUGAGCACAGGGGCAUGGUCAUUGCUGUAGCAGAGAAGGGAAAUAAACCUGUUUUUGUUGUA